Messenger RNA from Culicoides brevitarsis, 12388 nucleotides. It is a transcript of the gene futsch, whose product is annotated as microtubule-associated protein futsch. The transcript has 10 exons. NCBI's taxonomy places the organism in Eukaryota, Metazoa, Arthropoda, Insecta, Diptera, Ceratopogonidae. Bases 865 to 11586 code for a protein of 3573 amino acids. Gene Ontology annotation, biological process: dendrite development; axonogenesis; microtubule cytoskeleton organization. Gene Ontology annotation, cellular component: dendrite; neuronal cell body; microtubule associated complex. The record is from RefSeq and is a predicted model, not a curated record. Gene Ontology annotation, molecular function: microtubule binding; actin binding.
AAAGUAUAGAAGUGAAGACAUAAAUUUGUUCAGUUUGACUGCUAACAAUCGUAUACCCGUCUUUUUCACAUGAAAACAGCUGUAUUAUCCAACAAAUUCCUUGGUAUAAUUUUGAGCGCAUGUGCAAGUCGAACACAGUAAAAUUUGUCGGAGUAACCGACAUUCUCCAAUGAUAGAAGUUGGUGACUUGGCUCUCAGACUUCUUAAACGCCGGUCACGGUUAUACAACAAUUAGGAAAAUUAAAAAAAAAAUAAAAACAAGAAAAAAAUCAGAUUGUGUCAAACAAUAAGGUUAUUCAAAGAAAAAAAUAACAAAUUAAAUUUUAAAAACUGUAAUAAAGAAUAAAAAAAGCAAAACAUAUUGAAAGGAAACUCUGCAAAGUCUCUCAAUAAUAAGGCUUUUUGUGUCGUAGAGGAAGCUCGUCGCAUAUGAGAUUUGACAACAGAACUAUUCGAUCCUUUCAAUUGUGAACUGAAGAAAAAUUGUUCAAAAAGACGGGUGCGGUCAUACAUUGUAAAACUAUUUCUCCUCAUAAGAACUGAAAACUUAUUCAUUAUUCAAAUUAUUAUUAACUGAAUAAAAAAAGUGAUCAAAUUUAGGAUACUCUAAUUGUAAUACACAAAACAUUUUCUUCGAUAACAUCCUAGAAAAUUCAAACAAUUCUAAAUAGCAUCCAAAAGCUAAAAUCCAAUCAAGUGGUGGGUCUUAACUAAAAUAUCGAUUUCUCAUUUAAUGCGGAGAAAUACUAAAAAUAAAUAAAGCAUAAUUAUAUAACAGAACUGUAAAAAAGUACAUAUUUUUAAAUAAGGUUAAACAACAUAAAGGAAAAAUACAAGAAAAAUUAUUCAACAUAAAAAAAAAAUAUGGCCGAUCAAGAAAUAAUUCAAGAGCCCAUUGAAGAAAAUGCAUUUGUGCCUGCGGCUCAAAAUGAAAAUGCAGAAUUUGUUAGCAAUGAAGAGCCUAAUAAAGAUUUGGAAAAUAAAAAUGCUGAUGAGCCUAUUGAACAGCCCCAGAGUCUUGAGCCUGCAGAAGCACGAGACUCUGAAGGUGGAAUGGCAAGUAUUAUCGGUCCACCUAGUCCUCUCACCGGAUGUUAUUUAUUGAUUGUCAUUGGCGAACCGCAUAAUAGCGACCACAAGGAUAUAAUUUUACAACGUUUGAUAAAAGGUCUUCUUUCUUGGGAUCUCUCUGAUAAUCACGUUGAUUUAGAAGAAGAAUUGAGUACUCUUACUUGUCAAGCUAUUGAAGGCGAAGAAGGCAAGCAUGGUGAACGCUUGAUACAAUUCGCUAGUGAAAAUUUAGUCACAGAAAUUUUAAUUCAUCCACAAUUUAAUACUUUCAUACAGUGUAUAAGAAACUUGUUAAGCAGUUUUACGCGUCAUCGACACAUUAUUCAUUCGGGAUACACUUUUGCAGGGAAUGGAUCGUGGAUAUUACAGGAUGGAACAUUUUCGGUUUCCGACUUUGCAGAAGCAUUUCAAGACUAUGAAGUACAGCGUGUGUUGCGAGCAUAUCCAGAUACCAUUACAAUGGACAUUCAUUGUACCGCAAACGGUCACUGGACAACAAUAUCAGAUAAGAAUUUCGCAAAAACCUGCAAAAUCCGUAUCAAUCCCAACAAUGUUUUAAAUUCCGGAAGUGAAAAGCUAAACGCAUUCAUAAACUACUUAUCGCCAAUGGUAAUACCAACAGACAUUACCGAUCUUUUGGAAAGCUCUGAUGUGGUCGGUAAUAUUAGAUUUUCACACCCUACAUUGUAUGUCUUCCCUGGAGGUCAGGGUGAUGCAGCACUUUUCGGUAUAAAUGGUUUUAAUAUGUUAGUUGAUGGUGGCUUUAGUCGUAAAUCAUGCUUUUGGGACUUUGUGCGACAUCUAGAUCGAUUAGAUGCUGUUUUAAUGACUAGAAUAAAUAAUAGUAAUAUAAGUGGUUUAAAUUCCGUAAUUGAACGCAAAUCUAUGGCACAUGUUUAUCCACAAAUUGGUCACUUCUUUACUAAUAUUCCUGAUAAACUUUCAAUUCCUAGUUCAGAUAGUGUGUCCAAUAACGAUCCCCUUCUUAUAGAUUUGAUCAAAGAAGGUCAAAAAACUAUAACUAAUUUGAAAACUCUUAAUCUAAAAGCACAACAUUGUUAUCGUGAUUCUGAGCCCAUGAACCUAUAUCACAAAGUUGGUCAUGGUACCCUUGAUAUGUAUGUGAUUAGUCCAUCAAAAGAUUCGAAAGAAGUUAAAGAAUUCAUUCAAAAAUGGAAUAAUAAUGAUCCAAAACUAUUUGCUACUAAAGAUGCAAAAGAAUUUAUUUUUCCAUUACAAAAUAUGAUUUCUAUCUGUGCUCUGCUUAUCUGGACACCUGCAAAUCCUGAGGAUAAUGUUACAAGAAUCUUAUUUCCGGGAAGUACACCACAGGCAAAAAUAUUUGAAGGGAUGGACAAAGUAAAAUCCUUAGAGUUCUUAAAAACUCCAGUAUGCACUGUCAAAUCUUUAUCAUCUAGUUCAUCGACCAUCAUAAUGGCAAAGAAGAACUACAAAUCUAGUAUUUCAGAUAAAAAUCAUCUUGAUUCCCCGAAGCCUAUCAGCAAAUUACUUGAAUGUGACAGCAAAGGUAAUGAUGUAGAUAAUAAAGUAAUUGAAAGUAAAUCAAAUGAAAUUACGAAAGAGGACAUAGCUCAAGAAACUAAAAAAGAACAAAACGUUUUAAAAUCGGUACCUAAUGCUACUAAAACGUCCAAAUCACGAACAGAAUUGAAACGUAUUGAAAAUAAAAUUAUUAAAAAAAUCGAUCCAAAAGACUCUGACGGAGAGUCUCAAGAAGAGAAAAAGAGUGAUGAAGACAAAAAACCUGAGAAAAAAGUCGAAAAAAAAGAAGACUUAGACGCUAGAGUGACAAAAUCUAAAACCAAUCGACUCAAAACAGAUAGCAAGGUUAUGGCUCGUUCUCGUAUUGAUACAAAACCACCAAAAACGCUGAGCGAACGAAAACCUUUGAGAAAAGAUGGAAUUGACACAACCAAAGAAAUAAUUCGCUCGUCACCACCAACACCUAAAAAAAGUUCCACAAAAUCUACAGAAGAUACAAAACUCUCGAGCAGCGCUGCACCUCGUGAAGUAAAAAAAACAGUCACACGUACAAUUCGCGCAAGUCCAAAAAAUACUCCGGGUAAGAGUACAAAAGAAGCAAAUAAUCGCAAAGUACUUGAAAGUACCCAAAAACUUCCACAUCAUAAACGAGAAAUUAAUAAACAACCUAAAAAUGAUCGAAAACUUGCACCUCAUUAUGCUAAGGCGCUGUCACCCCAAACUGGUUCGCCUUCAAAAAAAAUAAAAUCUGAAAAAGAUACAAUUAUCCGAAAGUCUAGAACAGACAAAAAUGGAACAACGGAUUCUAGUUUAGUGUCUACUCCAAGUGCAGAUGAAGCAUAUAAACGAGUUACAGAACCAUUAGAACAAGAAGUCAAAUCAGAAGAUUUAGAAGAACUUAAAGAAGAGCAAGAAGCCGUUCGAGAAAUUGAGGCGGUAUUCCAAAGAGAACAAAUUAAAGAUGUGAGUAAAAAAUUGAUAGCUGAAGAUCAUAGGGAUAUUCAAGAUAGUGCUACUGAAGCCGACGAAGAAGACGAAUAUUUAAUAAUUGAAAAGGAAGAUCAAUAUACAGAGGAUUCUGUAAAUGACGCUGAAAGCAGUGCAACAAAAGAAGAAGAAAUACAGAAACUACAACGUGAUUCCGAAGAGUCUGAAAAACGUCGUAAAGGUAGCUUAGAAGUAACAGAAGAAGAAAACGAAGAAGAAGCUUUGAUUGACGAAGUUGAAAAAGAUGAUGGAAAAUCAGAAAAACAUAAAAUCCAAAAAACAGAUGAACUGGAGGAAACAGAUGAUGACGGAAAAAUAGUGGAUUUACCAACAAAUAACGAAAAGCCACAAGAGAUAGAGCAAAUAAAAGAAAUAUUGCAGGAGCAAGUCCAAGAAAUAAUAGUUUCUGCUAAAGAAAUGGCUAAAACUAAACUGGAAGCACCUGAAGUUAAACCGGAUGAAAUAUCAUCUACUACUCCAGAGGAAAAAGUGACAAGUAAGAAAACUAGUGAAAAAGAAGAUGAUAUUAAUCAGCAAGCUGUAAGUCAGCCAGAAGAAAAGUUUUCAACAAACGUUGAAUCUGGUGCUACUACUACUGCCCCCACUCUUCCAGAAGAUGAACGAUGUCCACUUGAUGAAAUAAAAGAAGAUUUAGUAAUAGAAGAAAAACAUGUAAAAGAAAACACAAGAGAAAAGGAAAUGCUUCAAAAUACUCUUCAUCGAACACAUGAACCAUUGGAACGCCAAAGUCCACCAAAACUUCCAAUACAAAGUACUGUAGCACCGCACUUACGAGAUAUUGUUAAAACUCCAGAUGAAGUUGCAGACCUACCAGUUCACGAAGAAGCCGAUAUGGAUGUUUAUGAAGAGGGACAUAAAUCAACAGAAAAAGAACUGAAAAAACUAAACAGCAAAGAUUGUGAUCAAAUUGAUAUCAAUGAUGAAAAGACUGAAACUGUGAAGCUUGAAACUGAUGUGUAUGUUAAGCAAGAAGAUUUUAUAAAUAAAGUUGGUGAGGCUGUGGAAGAACAAAUAUUGAAAACUGAUACCGAAGUAAAUAAAUUAGCUACAGAAAAUGAAAAUGAUGUCGCUUUAAGACAAAAUUUUGAAAAACCCCCAUCUAGUGUAGAUAAAACCAUACCAGGCUCUCGCAAAUCAUCAAUUAAUGAUGACAAUGCAAAUUCUAACCAAACCUUAUCAGACUCACGAAAAACGUUAAUAUGUUCAAGUAAGCCUUCUUCUCCUGAUAAAGUUGAAUCAACUUUGACAGUUGAAAUAGAAAGUCGAGAUCCUGAUACACAAAUUGUCGAAUUACCUGUAAAUCAGACAAAUGAAGAUACAAAUAAAAAAUCUCAAGAGUCAAGUAGAGCUUCUUCUCCAAAACCUGAAACAAAAACAAAUGAAAAAUUAAAUUUGGCCACAGAUACAGAAGACUCAAACAAAAUUUCAAGUCCUGAGCCUCAUGUCGAAGAUCAAGCCGUAUCAAUCAUACAAGAGCAAACAAUAAAAUUAUCUAAAGACAAUAGCAAAGUUGCUUCUCCAAGCCGUAUAGAUGGAAGUAAGGAUACACAAAAUGUACCAGAAAAUAUUACAAAAACAAUUGAGGCUUUAGAUUUUGAAGUAUAUCAAGAAAAAUCCAACAAAACCAUUUCUCCACAACCUGAAGAAAAUGUGAGUAAUAUACAUGACGAGCCAGAAGAAGUUUCUAGACCAAACAUGAAAGACUAUAAAGAAGAGCUCGAAAUCACAAGUUAUAAAACACAUGAAGAAACGAAAGAUAAACCUGAAGAUUCAAACAAAGCUCCUUCUCCACAGCUUGAAGAUAUAAACAGAGCUUCUUCUCCUCAGCAUGAAGAAUCGAGCAAAGCUUCGUCUCUACAACUUGAAGACAGUGUAGAUGAUAAAGUAAACUUAAGUACAGAAACUAAUUUACUAAAAGACUCGACUGAACUUCCAAGUCCUGUCCUUCAAGGUGAAGAUAAAACAGAAAAACAUACAACUGCAAGUUCUAAAACAUGCGAAGAAACGAAAGAUAAACCUGAAGAUUCAAACAAAGCUUCUUCUCCACAGCCAGAAGAUAUAAACAGAGCUUCUUCUCCUCAGCAUGAAGAAUCGAGCAAAGCUUCGUCUCUACAACUUGAAGACAGUGUAGAUGAUAAAGUAAACUUAAGUACAGAAACUAAUUUACUAAAAGACUCGACUGAAGUUCCAAGUCCUGUCCUUCAAGGUGAAGAUAAAACAGAAAAACAUACAACUGCAAGUUCUAAAACAUUCGAAGAAACGAAAGAUAAACCUGAAGAUUCAAACAAAGCUUCUUCUCCACAGCCAGAAGAUAUAAACAGAGCUUCUUCUCCUCAGCAUGAAGAAUCGAGCAAAGCUUCGUCUCUACAACUUGAAGACAAUGUAGAUGAAAAAGUAAACUUAAGUACAGAAACUAAUUUACUAAAAGACUCGACUGAAGUUUUAAAUCCUGUCGUUCAAUGUGAAGAUAAAACAGAAAAACAUACAACUGCAAGUUAUAAAACACAUGAAGAAACGAAAGAUAAACCUGAAGAUUCAAACAAAGCUCCUUCUCCACAGCUUGAAGAUAUAAACAGAGCUUCUUCUCCUCAGCAUGAAGAAUCGAGCAAAGCUUCGUCUCUACAACUUGAAGACAAUGUAGAUGAAAAAGUAAACUUAAGUACAGAAACUAAUUUACUAAAAGACUCGACUGAAGUUCCAAGUCCUGUCCUUCAAGGUGAAGAUAAAACAGAAAAACAUACAACUGCAAGUUCCGAAACAUUCGAAGAAAAGAAAGAUAAAUCUGAAGUUUCAAACAAAGCUACUUCUCCACAGCCAGAAGAUAUAAAAAGAGCUUCUUCUCCUCAGCAUGAAGAAUCGAGCAAAGCUUUGUCUCUACAACUUGAAGAUAAUGUAGAUGAAAAAGUAAACUUAAGUACAGAAACUAAUUUACUAAAAGACUCGACUGAAGUUCCAAGUCCUGUCCUUCAAGGUGAAGAUAAAACAGAAAAACAUACAACUGCAAGUUCCGAAACAUUCGAAGAAAAGAAAGAUAAAUCUGAAGUUUCAAACAAAGCUACUUCUCCACAGCCAGAAGAUAUAAAAAGAGCUUCUUCUCCUCAGCAUGAAGAAUCGAGCAAAGCUUUGUCUCUACAACUUGAAGAUAAUGUAGAUGAAAAAGUAAACUUAAGUACAGAAACUCAUUUACUAAAAGACUCGUCUGAAAUUUCAAGUCCUAUCCUUAAAGGCGAUGAUAAAAUAGAUAAACAUCCAACUGCAUGUUCUGAAACAUUUGAAGAAACGAAAGAUAAAUCUGAAGAUUCAAACAAAGCUUUCUCUCCACAACGUGAAAAGGAAAACUUGACUACAGAAACUCAUUUAAUAAGGGACUCGGUUGAAAUUCCAAGUUCUGAAACUCAAAUAGAAGAUGAAAAAGAAACAAGUAUAUUAGAAAGCUCGGAAACACAUGAAGCAAUAACGAAAAAAUCUGAAGAACCAUGUGAAGCAACUUCCCCAGAAUCUGAAGAACCAAACGAAGUUUCUACUCCACAACCUGAAGAAUCGAACCAAGCUUCUUUUACUCAACCUGUAGAAAAUCUAACGGAAAAAAUAAACUCGAUUGAAAUACCAAGUGCCGAUACUCAAACAGGAGAUGAAAAAGAAACAAGUAUAUUAGAAAGCUCGGAAACAGAUGAAGUAAUAAUGAAAAAACCUGAAGAACCAUGUGAAGCAACUUCCACAGAAUCUGAAAGACUAAACGAAGUUUCUUUUUCACAACUUGGAGAAUCAAGAAAAAACUCUUUUCAAUCAUCUGAAGAAUUUAGAGAUGAUGAAAUAGAUAAACUUGAAAUGAAAAAAGAGACAAGCAAAGCUUGUACGGAAAAUGAAUCUGGAAAAAACAAACAAGACAUACCCGAAGAAUCAUUGCAAAUCAUUUCUCCACAAAUUGAAGAAAACCAAGAUCAAAACAAAUCAAGUUUAUUUUUAGAAAGAGAUGUUAACCAAACACAAAGCAGUGAGUUUACUAUUUGUCCUAAGACGCACAUAGAAACUAUUCAAAUCAUAAGUGAAAUAAAUGAUGGAGUAGCAACUAUUUUAGGUGUUACAAUAGUCGAUUCUAGUGACAAAUCAACUGAAAAAAUUCAUUCAGAAGUUUCAUCUCCUUCUUCAAACCUAUCAACAGUAGAGCAACACUUGAAAUCUGAUACAGAACCUAAUAUUAAGUUGAGUAAAAUGUCAACAGACACAUGCAUAAGUAUGACUUCAGAACAUAUUGAUGAUAUUAUGGAAUCAGAAAAUAUUGAUGAUAUGAUGGAAUCGAUAAAAAAUUCCGCUCAUCAUGCAGUAGAUUUUACUAAGGAAGAUAUAAAACAAAUUGAAACUGAAAUGAAAGAAGCAGGUGAAAAAAUUAUAGAAUCGGUCAAAAUAGAGGUAGCUUCAAAAGUAGCAGCUUCAGAAGUAAACAGCCAAACUUUUAAGAAUGAAAUGCAAAAGGUUGCAGAUGAAGCUGAUCAAGCUGUAAAAAAAUUGGUAGAAAGUGUUCAAGCAGAAAUUGUUGCAUCAACUAACCUCAUAAAUGAACAAUCACAAUCUUUGGAAGAAGCAACAAAAAAUAGUCUUAGUGAAAAAAAAUCAUUGACUCGGACUAAUAUUGAGGAACUGCGAGAAGAGCUUACGAACACAAAAAAAGAAAUCGAAGAUCUAGCAAAGCAAACCACUGUAGCUGCCGAAAAAAUAAAGCAAAACAUUUCAUAUGAAAUUCAAAAAACUAUUGAACAUAUUCAAGAGUCAACAGAAAAAAAUAUACAAUUAGAUAAAAAUCUUACUCAAACUACUGUUGAAGUAUCAAGCUCAAUUGAACGAACUCAAAGUGAUAAUAUUGACGAGCAUACAGAUGUUAUAAGAGUAAAUGAUGAUUUUGAACCAAAGAUUAAUACAAUCAUCAUGAAAGAAGUUACAACUGAAAUACGCGAAACUCACAUUACCACUGUUGACUCUCCAAUGAAAGAAAAAUCCAAAAUUGAUGAAAUAACAAAAGAGCAUGACAUUGUUGCUUCAUCAUUUCGAAUUGAGGAAAUAAAAUACGAUACAGGAUUAGAUGAGAUUCAGGAACUAGAGGAAGAAGAUCGUUGUUCUCCUUCUUCAAAACUCACAACAUCAUCAUGUACAAUAAGACCGCGUACUCCAGAGGAAGUCCAGAAAAUUGUAGCAGAAGUCGCUGAAGUCCUAAAGUCUGAUAAAGAACUGACUGAUAUUAUUCCCGAUUUUGAUGAAGCAGAACUUGAACGACGUUUAUCUCAAAAGUCAGAUGACACCGGUUUAGGCCACCGAAUGUUGCUUACAGCAAGUAGCGAAGAUGGCGGAGGAGAAACUGAAAUAAAUACUCAAGAGACCACAUUGGUGAAUCAACCUCAAAGUCCAGAGCUAUCUGGAAAAUCAUCUCCGGAAAUACGAGUUGAUUUAGCACCAGACAUCGAUCAAAACGAUAUGGAAAUAAAUGCUAAAAGUGAGCAAACUCCACUUUCUUCAUUUGAAGAAAAAGAAAAACAAGAAGUUUCUGAAAAGUCUUUGGCCAAACAUGACGCAACCACAAUAGAAAAAGAACGUAAUGAUUCAUUUACAUUUGACCGAGAAGAGCCUGACAGACGUGAAUCAACAUAUUCAACUUUCAGUGAGAAAGAUAUGACUCAAGAUGAAAGUUCAAUCGAAGAACAAAAAUCUCCAAGCUCACCUCCCUUAUCAACAGCAAGUCAUAUAAGUGACAUAAAACAAGAAACUCAGAACGCAAAUCAGCAAGUUCCUCCGAUCCAAGAGACCUCCGAUAAAUUUCCCGUUUCACUUGAUAAUGAGAUACAGCAACAACAGGAAAAAAAGAGCGGGUUCCCAAGUGGUACUACUGAUGAUCAAUCUCCUGAUUGUUAUACAGAUGAAAAGCCCUUGGAUUCUAUUAUUGUUAGAGAAUGUAGAUCUAAAUCAGUAUCUGCUUUAGUUACAAAUACGCCUUAUAAACUUGAAAGGGAAUUUUUGGAUGAUUCAAUUAAACUACCAGUAGUAGAAGAGUCAAUAAACUCUUCACAUGAGAGUCUAGUUCGAUCUACAAUGUCUAUAGUAAAGGAGUUUGCUGAUCUUACGAAAUUCCCCGUUAAAGAUGAGGUCAUGGAUUCAUCGCCUACCGAAAUUUCAAUUGAAAACAUAACAGUCACACAAAAACAUGAUAGAUCUCUUACUCCGGAGCCCGAUAGCUCAGUAUUUUCUGGUAAACAAUCUCCAGAUGUAAAUAGUAAAAGUGCAGAUGUUUCUUUAGAAAAAGGAAAAUCAAACGAAGGCAGUGAUAAAUCAUUUGGAACUUUAGAAAGAGAUUCAAUUGAUGGGAGUCAUACAACUGGAAACACAACCAUUGAAAAGGAUAGUUUAUCACUAGAUUCUUCAAAAACAGGAUUCGAUAACAUAGAAGCUAAUGUUAGCGUACCGAUGCAAAUAUUUAAUUCAACUAUUGUAGAGCAUACAUCAGCUACAACUGGCUCUACGAAUCAGGUUAUUGAUGAUUUAAAAGAUCGAAAGACUCCUCCGACAGCACCUAUAAGUCCCAAUAUAAAAACGGAUACUACACAAAAUGAAUCAAUUGAAGAGUUGCAUAAAGAAUUGCAGUCAACAGUUUCUAGUAUACAUGGAAGCACUGAAAGUAUUGCAAAGUCUAUUCCGAUGUCUACAGGUGGGCAAGGAUCUGGAAUAGAAACUCCAGAGUCAUCUCCAAAACCAACAGCUCCAUUUCCAAAGGGCUUGGACACCGUUAAGCCAGAAAAUUAUAAAAUAUCUUCAGAAAUGGCCACGUCUGAUAUGACCCAUACUUACACCUCUGAUGAAACAAUUCAUGUUGAAAGUACUGAUACCGUGGUUUCGAUUACAAAAACACUUGAACCUACCACUACUUUACCUAAAAAUGAGAACACAAUUGUUUCAGAGAAAGCAUCCACUGUACAAAUUGUAUUACAAGAAGAAAAGAGUAUAACAGUUCACAAAUCAAACAUUACUGAAAAUGACAGUGAAGAUGAAGGUGCCUGCUCAGCAAUGAGUACAUCUCCACAGCCACCAGCAUCACCUUAUGCAACGAAAUUCAACUUUGAAACAGAAAUAUCUAGUGAUUGCACAGGUAAUAAAUUGAAAUUUGAUGACAUUGAUGAAAGUCAAUAUGAAAUUCCACCCCAGUAUGACACUGCUUUGACACUUUGUUCUCCAAAUUUCAAACCAGAUCCUAUGAACACAUCUUUUUAUGGUUCUUUGCCAGAAGUCGAAAAACCAAAAACAGAAGAAACUCACGCAGCAUUCUCUUCUCAAUUCGUAGAAACAGUGUCUAGUCCAGUUGAAGUGGCGGAAUUCAGACACACAACAAGUGAUAAAUAUUUUGAUGAGGCUGACUUGGAUUUUGAUAAAGUUAUGACUAGUGAUACAGAAAAUAAAGAUAGACACGAAAGUAAAGAAAAAGAAAAGAAGGCUGAAGAAACUUUAGCUUCUUGGGGUAAACCAUUAGGAUUACCAUCUCCUGCUCUAACUCCAGCUGAAACGGAAAAUCGAACAACACCAAAGAAGGAAAGAAAACAAAUAGCAGCAAAAACAAAAUUAAAUAAUGAAAAGAACCUACGCAAACGAGGAGAAUCACCGGCUAGCAAGAAAAGACCUGCUCCAGUAUAUGUUGAACUUGCGUAUGUACCACACCAUGGAAACAGUUACUAUUCACAUGUUGAAUAUUUUCGCCGUAUUCGCGCCAGAUACUAUGUCUUUUCUGGUACAGAGCCUAGUCGUGAAGUUUUCAACGCUUUGUUGGAAGCAAAACAAACUUGGGAAGAUAAAGAAUUAGAGGUUACUAUCAUCCCAACAUAUGACACAGAUGUACUAGGAUACUGGGUCUCAGAAAAUGAAGAACUAUUAUCUAAGUAUCACAUUGACCUUUCACCUUCAGCGGCAAGAUGUACCAUAAAUUUACAAGAUCACGAGACAUCAUGUUCAGCUUAUCGCUUGGAAUUUUAAACUACAAGAGCCUUUUUGGAAUGAAUUCAUCCAACAGAAAUCUUUUAAUUAUUUAUAUACUGUAUUAUUUUUAUUAGUUAUCAUGAAACUAGUUAUAAAUUCUUUAAUCUUUAAUUCAUAUAAUAUGAAAAUAAGUUUUUUAUAUUCAUAUUACAAAUUUAAUUUACGCUAACACUUUUACAUGAGCAUAACUCAUUAUAUACAAAAGAAAAGGUAAUGAGAUUGAUAAUUGGAGAAUAAUUAAAUAAAAAGAUGAAUCUCAUAUAAUCAGAUAUUGGCAAAAACACACAUAAUUACGUUUUUUAAUAAAAACAGAUUAGAUAUAGAAUCUGUUUUUAUUCAAAGACGUAUUCUGCAAUAUUCUAACAUUAUAUUUUCAUACAAAAAAGGUUUCUAAUAUCUUCUUCAUUUGCAUGUACAGAAAAAGGAACGUCCCAAUUUCAUAAAUAAGAACGCACAAACUUCUAACAUUAAAUAAGCUCUCGGUACUUGUACCAAGUUAUAUUAAAAAAGCUAUUCAAAAUAUAUCAGAAACCGUCUUAAACAAAAAGAUUUUCAUCAGAAAAUCUGCAAUUCUGAUGUCUUUCGUUUUGUUUUAUUGCUUUUCAUAAAAUAAAUUGAUCAAAUUCACAAAAUAAAAAUAUAUUGAGCAGUAUUCAGCCAAGUUUACGCAAAACCGACCAUAUUAUCAAACGCUAAAAAGGAAUUUAAUCCUAACUUUUAACAUUUAUUGACUAACACAGAAGCAUAAAGAUCCGUCGUUUACAAAUAAUCCAUAUAAAUUUAAUUUUUUAUUUAUUUC